UUCAAUCAAUUAAUAAGCACCCUCUAUUGGUUAAAACAAAAAGGGCACAACAAGUACCACCUAAGUCUAAAGUAGUUCCCACAUCCUCUGAAUUAGAGCAUUUCACAAGAGAAAGUGUGCAAUUGCAUGUCUUGUCCCUGAAAAAUGGUUCCAAAAUUCGGUGGUGGAGUGGAUGAUGGAGGAACUGGGCGUGGAACUAGGCCUAUCUGAACAUCAACCUCCUUUUGAAACUGAAACCAACUUUUUGGGAGUCACCUUCUUUCAACUUGUUAUGUUCAGGAUUGUGUUUCUUCAUUUCGGAGUUUAGAGUCAUGAAGUUUCUUGGUCUUGGGUCUUCUAUAACUGUGAGAUAGAUCAUGUGUCCAACCUUCUCUGUGGUUCAAAUGGUUGAAAAGAAAUGAUCUUGUAAUAGAUGCUACUUUGGCUUCUGGCAAUGGCAAGUGAGUUUCAAGUUGGAAGUUCUUUCAGACGGGUGAUCGAAUAACAGCCCCUUGUUGUAAUCAAGGAGCAGAGAAUGUGUGUUAAUUGGUUUUUACUGUUGAAAAGCAUUCCUGAUAGACCAGACCUGUUGUGUUCGGCUUCAUCGUGGGCAAAUCUCCUUUGGCAGUAUAGCUUCUAUGUUCCAAUCUUGGAAGAGGCAAAUUUAUAACUAUCUGAAACUCAUUUAUGUUUAAAGGUUCAACACUUUAACUGUAUUUGGGCAACUCUCCUUUGGCAAAAGUUACUUUAUUUCCUUUGGUUGAAUUCCUGGCAGUAAAAAUAUAUGUGAAAAAAAAAUUCUGCCAUCUUCCAUAAAAAAAUUAUUACCAUUCUGAGGUUAUUCCACUAGGAACUCCUCACUUUCCACCAGGGCAAAUCUACUUUGGCAUUACUUCCAAGGUUUUUCUUCCAGAAAAACACAAAAAAAUCAUCUGAUAGUCAAAUAGUUGUAGUUUCUUGGUACUUGUUUUGGGAAGCUUUCACAAGAGGUUCUUUCUCUGGAAAUUCCCGUUCAACUGGGCAAAUCUCCUUUGGCAUUUUGGAGUCUUUGAGUGACUCCUUUUAUCCUAUCAGGCAAAUAUCCUUUGCCAUUAACUUUCCUGUUUCAUUAGUCAAGAUAUAUUGUUAAUAAACUGGCUUACUAUCUGUGACAAACAUCAGUAUCAAUCAGACACAUUUUGCAUUGUACACAAAUAUCCUUUGAAGUCAAUAUCCAUACAUCUGUUGUGGACCUCAAUACCCCCUGGAUUUCAAUGCUUCUAUUUGCUUGAGAAGUUAGGUAUUUUAUUGGAAUCAUUUUAUUGAUGUUACCAUGAACACAUUAUGACAGGCAUCUAGUAGAUGGAUGCUCACAUGACUGAUUUGGAUUGGGAGACUUUCAGUGACGGCAGCAGCAGUGAGGAUCAAGAGGAUAUUGAUUUUCAAUAUGGUAGACAAGCUCGGAGCAUAUUAUCAAGUUUAGAGGAAAGCAUUGGGAGGAUAGAUGAUUUUCUCUCAUUUGAGAGGGCAUUUGUCCAUGGGGAUGUGGUCUGCACCUCCUCAAAUCCAUCCGGACAGAUGGGGAGGGUCACAAGUCUUGAUGUGUUGGUGGACUUGGAAAAUGUUCAAGGAAAGAAAUUGAAAAAUGUGAACUCCAAGAAACUUGUGAAGAUUCGCUCCAUUUCAGAAGGUGAUUGUGUAAUUAAGGGGCCAUGGAUUGGCCGGGUUCAGAGGGUAGUAGACAGAGUGACUAUAUUGUUUGAUGAUGGAACUAAAUGUGAGGUCAUUACCUUGGAAAAAGAUAAGCUCUUACCACUGACUCAUAAUUUUCUUGAAGAUUCACAAUAUCCAUACUAUCCCGGGCAGAGAGUAAAGGUUAAUACCUCCACAGCUUCUAAACCAGCUAGAUGGCUGGGUGGCACCUGGAAAGACAAUCAUGAUGAAGGAACUGUUUGUGCUGUGGAAGCAGGUUUGGUGUAUGUUAAUUGGCUUGCCUCUGUUCUUUUGGGUUCCAAUUUUAAUGUGAGUGUUCCUCCAUGCUGGCAAGAUUCCAAAAACUUGACCUUGUUGUCCUGUUUUUCACAUACAAAUUGGCAACUUGGUGACUGGUGCAUGCUCCCAGUUGUGGAUCAAAAGGAACAGAUUAUUCAAGAUGCAUCUACCUGUGAUCCUUAUAAUGAGCAGGGUAUGGCUAGAGGAUAUAAGAGAAGAAAUCUUAACAUUGGGGAAUUAUUUCUAAUUGAAAAGAUAAAGACCAAAGUUGAUGUUGUUUGGCAAAAUGGUGAACAUACUUUGGGAUUGGAUCCACACAACUUAGUCCCAGUGAAUGUCAUAAACACUCAUGAAUUUUGGCCCCAGCAGUUUGUGCUGGAAAAAGGUGCUUCCGAUGAUCCUCUUAAGCCUAGCAAUCAAAGAUGGGGUGUUGUUCUUUCCAUGGAUGCAAAAGAGCAUACUGUAAAGGUACACUGGAGAACUGUUCCCACAUCUGAGACAGAUAAUUUAGCUGGAGACACAAUGAUUGAAACUGUGAGUGCCUAUGAACUUGUCGAGCACCCAGAUUACUCCUGUUGUUUUGGUGAUAUUGUGUUCAAGGAGGCUCAAAAACAGCUUGGCUACCAAGCUGAUAAAGAUAAUGCGAAGUCAGUGACUGACUUGAAUGUGGAAGUUCCUCUGAUAAACUGGGACCAAAUCAGUCAUCCGAAUAAGUAUGCAGAUAACAGUUACCUCUCCUGCAUUGGCAAUGUUACUGGUUUUGAAGAUGGUGACAUGGAGGUGAAAUGGGCUACUGGUUUAACAACCAAGGAGGUCAUUACAAGUUUAUUUGUGCCCCUACAGGUUGCACCUUAUGAAAUUUUUCGAAUUGAUAAGCACGAAGGUUCAACUGCAACCCCUGUUUCUUAUGAAGCAAAUGUUGAGGAGUUGACUCAAGAGAUGAUUGUAAGUCAACCAUCAGACAAGAAGGGAAAGGGCUUGUUAGAUUGUGAUGGCUAUAGAGAUAAUUGUGAGCAUCCAGGAGAAAGUAGUUCCUCUUCCCUUCCACAAGCUGCCUUUGAACUUUUCUCCAGUAUUAAGGCCAGCAUAUUCAAAACACUUGGUGUAACAUCACUUUCUGGCAAAUUCUGCCCAGUCCCUACGUUUGAAGAGGGAAAUGAAUCUGGUUGUCUUGAUAAGAAAGAUUUGGACACUUGUGGCCCUGAAUCUGAAUCACAUCCAGUGAGCAAGAUGCAGUCUUCUGGAGACAUUUGUGAAGUUAUUAGGACUCAUAAGAGGAAUGAUUUUCCAGUUUCUUUAGACAACAAAAACAGUUUAGAUCAGUUGAAGCAGUUUGAUGUAAUUGAUAAUUGCUCAGAUCACCACUUUAUUCAAGAGGGGAAAGGAUUGACAUCAUCUCAGUUUAAAAAGGGUUGGGUGAAGAAGGUACAACAAGAAUGGAGCAUCCUGGAGAAAAAUCUUCCUGAAACUAUUUAUGUCCGUGUUUUUGAAGAAAGAAUGGAUCUCAUGCGAGCAGCCAUUGUUGGUGCAUCAGGGACACCUUAUCACGAUGGCUUGUUUUUCUUUGAUAUAUGUUUCCCUCCAGAGUAUCCCAGCGAACCCCCUAUGGUGCAUUAUAAUUCCGGCGGGCUACGAUUGAAUCCUAAUUUGUAUGAGUCCGGGAAAGUCUGUCUGAGUCUCCUAAACACGUGGACUGGUACAGACACCGAAGUUUGGAACCCUGGAGCUUCCACAAUUCUUCAAGUCCUUCUUUCUCUGCAGGCCCUUGUACUUAAUGAUAAGCCUUAUUUCAAUGAGGCUGGAUAUGAUCAACAAAUUGGUAGAGCCGAAGGGGAGAGAAACUCAGUGAGUUACAAUGAAAAUGCUUUCCUUGUCACCUGCAAAUCCAUUUUGUAUCUAUUAAGAAAGCCUCCCAAGCAUUUUGAGGCAUUGGUGGAAGAGCACUUUAGACAAUGCUCCAAACAUAUACUUUUGGCUUGUAAGGCAUAUCUUGAAGGAGCUCCUAUAGGAUGUGGUUUUGGUGGUGGAAAAGCUGAGCAUGAAAACCAAAAGGGAACUUCUACUGGAUUUAAAAUAAUGCUUGCUAAGCUCUUCCCAAAGCUAGUAGAGGCAUUUUCUGACAAGGGAAUCGAUUGCAGCCAGUUUGCUGAGAUGCAAAAGUAAUUGUCUGUUCUACCUUGUUGUGAAUAAGCCGUCCAGCUUUCUGUCAAGGAUAUUCAAACUUUAUGUGUAAUAUUAAUUUGUUUUCACUUAUCUUGUAUAAUAUCAAAUGUGUGCUUGAUAAAAAAAUACCAAUAUCCUCUUGUAAACCACCACCCCCUCCCAAAAUAAAAGAAGUGGUGAAGAUGUAUUGAUAAUAAAAAUACCCUGUGGUAUGUAAUGUAUCAUAUGUACUAUGUAAUGGCUUGAAGAUGUGAGAAUGUAAAAUAAGAAGCACAGUGAUUGGAGUGGUUUGCUUGAA
Messenger RNA from Glycine soja, 4411 nucleotides. Its product is annotated as probable ubiquitin-conjugating enzyme E2 24. The transcript is spliced from 9 exons. The coding region runs from base 1321 to 4113 and encodes 930 amino acids. The record is from RefSeq and is a predicted model, not a curated record. Lineage: Eukaryota; Viridiplantae; Streptophyta; Magnoliopsida; Fabales; Fabaceae.